AUGGAGAGUGAGUGGAAGCCUAAUAAUGUUGAGAUAUCACCAAAUUGUCCAAGGUGUGGUUCUUCCAACACCAAGUUCUGCUACUACAAUAACUAUAGCUUAACUCAACCAAGGUACUUUUGCAAAGGCUGCAGAAGGUACUGGACUAAAGGUGGGUCCCUCCGCAAUGUUCCUGUUGGUGGUGGAUGCAGGAAAAAUAGAAGAGGUAAUAAGACCUUAAGACAAUCCAUUGAUGGUCUCACUUUCAAAAAUUCACCUUGUGGUGAUGCAAUGCAUUCUUAUGAUCCUACAAGGAUUUCACCUUCUAGUUCCUCAGUUGUGACUGAUGGACCAAAUAUUGAUCUUGCUCUAGUUUAUGCAAAUUUCCUCAAUCAAAAGCCUGAUUCUGGAGCUGCAGGGCUUGACCCUUCUCUAGAAAAUUCAAGACCAUCAUUGAACACAGAAGUUGGUCCAAGUAACUUGCUUCAAGAACACGGUCUUAGUGGCUGUUUGCAUCUUCCUGAACAACCAUCUACAGAACCCCAUUUUAGUGAGUGUAAUCACCAAAUGUACCAUAGAGAUUUCGACUCUAUACAGGCUCAUCAAGAAGAUAGAAUUGAGCAAUGCAGUGGUCAUGAUACAAUGAAUUUUGAGCUGCCACCUUUGCCAGGUGAAGAGGAAGGUUCACAUGAUAUGAUGUGGUCUAAUUCUGAGAUGAUGGUAAACCAUUCAUUUCAAGUACCCCAACCACCACUUCUUGGACCUGAAGCUCAUGAUGCAGAAUUGUUAAUUGGUAAUUGGAACCCCUUUGAUUUGCCAAGGGAUGCUUUUUUUUCCAGGCCUUGA
This is a messenger RNA of Gastrolobium bilobum, 825 nucleotides long. Its product is annotated as dof zinc finger protein DOF3.5-like. Lineage: Eukaryota; Viridiplantae; Streptophyta; Magnoliopsida; Fabales; Fabaceae. Gene Ontology annotation, molecular function: DNA-binding transcription factor activity; DNA binding. The transcript has a single exon. Gene Ontology annotation, biological process: regulation of DNA-templated transcription. The record is from RefSeq and is a predicted model, not a curated record. Bases 1 to 825 code for a protein of 274 amino acids.